AUGGCGACGACGACAAGUCCAACUGAGGCGGAUCUGCCUAGCAAGGAAGAGAAGCUCAAAGCUACGGUCGAGGAGCUUGGCUCUGAAAAUGACAAGACGGGUCAUAUUGAAUACGUUCUUUCCAAGCAGCAACUCGUUGUUGCCUUUGCCGCAAUCUUCAUCUUGCUCUUCGUGCAAGAACUCACCUCCGGCAUCUUCCGCGUCCUCAACCCGUACGUCACCAGCGAAUUCGAGCGGCACUCCCUGACCGCCACCACCGCCGUCGUCUCCAGCAUCAUCGGCGCCGUCUCCAACCUCCCCGUCGCCAAGCUCUUCGAGGUCUGGGGCCGCAUGCAGGUGCUGGCCCUGAUGGUCGGCUGCAUGCUCCUCGGCAUCGUCCUGCUGGCCGCCUGCGACUCCGUCGAGACCUAUUGCGCCGCCCAGGUCUUUUACACCGUCGGCCUGUACGGCAUCAAGUUUUGCAUCGUCGUCUUCAUCACGGACACCACGGCGCUGCGCAACCGCGCCUUCUUCAUUGGCUUCACGGGGUCGCCGGUGCUCGCGACGCUCUGGGCGUACGGCCCGCUGUCGGACAGCAUCCUGCGGACGAUUGGGUUUCGCUGGGGGUUCGGCCUGUGGGCGCCGGUGUACCUGGUGGUCUCGCUGCCGGUGCUGGCGGUGCUUCGCAGCGCGCAGAGGGCGAAGAGGAGUGAGGUCGCGGGCGUGGCUGACGCUUCAGAGACGGCGCUGCCGCUUGCGUUUUGGGAAAAAGUCGUGCACCAUGCCAAGCUGUUCGACGUCGUCGGCAUCCUCAUCAUCUCGACAGGCUUGACCUUGCUUCUGCUCGCCGUGUCCAUCUACUCCUACCAAGCCGAUGGAUGGCGAUCUCCGCUGAUAAUCUGCUUCCUCGUCUUCGGAGCCUUGCUGUUGCCCGUCUUUUGUCUGUACGAGAGAUACCUUGCCUCGUCGACGUUUAUCCCGUGGUCCAUCUUCACGAGCAGGACCGUCGUCGCGACCAACUUGAUGGUGCUCACCCUGCAGGCCGGUCAGCAGCUUGCCAACGCCUACUUUUACUCCUUCUUGAUUGUCGUGUUCCGACAGACAAUCGCAAACGCAACGUAUAUCUCCAAUAUCUACUACAUUGCCAGCACGAUCACGAACUUGGUCCUCGGCGUCGUGGUCCGCCGCUUCGGCCGCAUCAAAUGGUUCGCCCUGUGCGGCGGCGUGCCCCUCGUGAUGCUGAGCGUGGGCCUCAUGAUCAAGUUCCGGACCCCCGACACGCAUAUCGGUCUCAUCAUCUUGAGCCAGUUCCUCAACGCCUUCGGUGGCGGCAUCCUGCACCCUUUGGAGCAGAUCACCCUCAUGGUGGAGUCUGACCAUGAACAUGUUCCGGCUCUGCUUGCGGUGGAAGGCACCUUUGCCAUCAUUGGCAAGGGUAUUGGUUUUGCGCUGGCCGGGGCGAUAUGGACGGGCAUGUUCAAGGACAGACUGGCCAGGUAUCUUCCAGCCUCGGAAAUGCCACACCUGGAAAGCAUCUACGGGAGCAUCAAGGUCCAGAGCUCGUACGCCAUGGACAGCGAGACGUAUAGAGCCAUUGCUCACGCGUAUGGAGAUACGCAGCGCGCGAUUUUGCUGGCUUCGAUUGGGAUUUUUGUCGUGACCCUCGUCCUCACGGCGCUCUGGAGGGACAUUAACGUCAACAAGGUCGCGAACCGACAGAACAAACGUUGGUGA
Molecule: messenger RNA, 1713 nt
Organism: Cordyceps fumosorosea ARSEF 2679
Lineage: Eukaryota; Fungi; Ascomycota; Sordariomycetes; Hypocreales; Cordycipitaceae
Product: Major facilitator superfamily domain, general substrate transporter
Exons: 2
Coding region: 1-1713 (570 amino acids)
Biological process (GO): transmembrane transport
Molecular function (GO): transmembrane transporter activity
Source: RefSeq, a predicted model, not a curated record